Molecule: messenger RNA, 1482 nt
Organism: Clonostachys rhizophaga
Lineage: Eukaryota; Fungi; Ascomycota; Sordariomycetes; Hypocreales; Bionectriaceae
Source: the annotation of a GenBank genome assembly
AUGAGCUCCGGAAUUCUCGGUAUGCGUUCGAAUAUGGAAAAGGUUUCAGUGUGGGAGAAGCUGAAGUUCAUCAUUGUUUGUGGCGUUGGCUUCUUGGCGGAUGGCUACUUGAACUCAUGCAUUGGACUUGUGGUACCCAUGCUGGGAUAUGUCUAUUUCAAAGAUUCCAAGAAUGCAGUUCCCAGUGACAAGGGCGGUAUCAUCAAGGCCGGGCUAACGCUAGGCAUGAUGGCGGGCCAGCUCAUAUUCGGCUUCCUUGGCGAUACUCUCGGCCGUCAUGCAGUCUAUGGGAAUGAACUCAUCCUUACCAUUUUUGGCACUCUAAUGUGUAUACUACUGCCCUGGAGAGGAUUAGUCCCCGAUGGAAUAGUGGCUUGGAUGGCCGUCUGGCGUGUCGUCACUGGUUUUGGUGUUGGUGGCGACUAUCCCUUGUCCUCAUCUCUUGCGGCUGAAAAGUCCUCGGACAGAAGCAGGGCGAAGAUGGUGAUCUUCACAUUCUACUUCCGAGGGCUUGGGGACACUAUAGUUUCGGCUUUAUUCCUUGUCUUGCUCGCCGGAUUCAAAGACCAUAUCGAAGCCGACGUUAACCAACUAGAUUGGGUCUGGAGAAUCCUCAUGGGUAUCGGAAUUGUGCCUUGUAUCUUGACGGUCUAUGCUCGUUUGGUGAUGGAAGAGACAAAGCCUUACAAGAAAUAUGUGCAGAGAGACAAUGGAGAGCAGAAUAUUGCAUCGCGGCCUCAAACUCGCAGUAUGCGAAAGCAAUAUCGGGAUUUUUGGAUAUACUUUUCGAGCUGGAGGCAUGCGAAGGUUCUCUUCGCGGUCUGUGCAGUCUGGUUUUUAUUUGAUAUCGCAAUCUACGGCCAAAAUCUCAACCAAGCUAUUAUUUUAACCAAGAUUGGCUACGCUCGAGGCUCGACCCCAUAUGAGAAGCUUUGGAAUAUAGCAGUUGGAAAUCUUGUUGUGGUAUCGACAAGUUAUUUACCUAGUUGGUUUAUUGGUAUAUUCCUUCCUGACUUAAUUGGACGCAGGGCCCAACAGCUUUACGGAUCGCUUCUCGUCGCUGUCAUAUAUGCCAUCUGGACAGGAGUUACGAACAACGCCAAUAAGGAUGGCCUGAUCGCUCUUUAUGCCAUAGCUCAACUUGCCAUGAAUGCCUCGAUAAACAUGACGACCUUCCUGCUCCCUGCAGAGCUGUUUCCGACGCGUAUUCGAGCUACAGCCCAUGGUGUUGCUGCCGCAAGCGGAAAAGUUGGCGCUGCCUUAACAGCUUUUGCUUUUGGUAUUGUUACCGACGAGAUUCAUAUCCAGGGGGUUCUGGGUUUGUUUACAGGACUUAUGGUUCUGUGUGCGCUUCUCACACUUUUGAUCCCGGAGACAAAGGGUACCACCCUUGACGAUUUAGAGAACGAUACGCUCUAUGUACGAGAAAGAGACGAAGCGGGAGACAUAGGAGGGACUCGUCAAAAGCAAACCCUCCAGUAA